Meira miltonrushii is the source of this 1684-nucleotide messenger RNA. RefSeq lists its product as uncharacterized. Gene Ontology annotation, molecular function: small GTPase binding. Gene Ontology annotation, biological process: Golgi organization; endoplasmic reticulum to Golgi vesicle-mediated transport. The record is from RefSeq and is a predicted model, not a curated record. Gene Ontology annotation, cellular component: Golgi apparatus. The transcript has a single exon. The coding region runs from base 96 to 1601 and encodes 501 amino acids. NCBI's taxonomy places the organism in Eukaryota, Fungi, Basidiomycota, Exobasidiomycetes, Exobasidiales, Brachybasidiaceae.
CUUUUCAGAAAAGCGCGAAUGCUGGGUUACACUUCGAAUCUAAAAGAACAACCAUCACAACACAUGUCAGAAAAGGGGGUUGCACAUAGGACAAGAUGGCAACAAAAAGUGAUGAAGCAGUAAAUGAAGCAUUGAACGAGCCAAUCGAUCAAUUGAAGAUCGGAGAAGCAUCUUCGUCCAAAUUGGAAGAAAAUGGAAGAGCGAAGAGUAAUGGAACAUAUGGACAUUCAGAUUCGAAUGAACUCGAAAAUGGAGAGGGUGAAAUGUCUGCAACAGCACUAAAAGCCGAGCUAGAACGAAUGAAAGAUGAGCGGGACUCAUUCGAAGAGCAAUAUCAUGGAUUAUUGGGAAAAUUAGGUCAGAUGAGAAGUACUUUGGGCGAUCGGCUACGGCAAGAUGCGGAAGAAUUGGAUAGGAGAGAACAACAGAUUGAUACUUUGAAUGCUCGGAUAGACGGAUUGAGCGGAUCAAUGAAAACGCUAGAAGGAGAAUUAGUCACAUCUCACGAAGAGGUGGAGAGAUUGACGAAAGAGCUGGAUAAUACUCGAUCUAUACAGCAGCAAACAGCCGCCAAUUCAACAGAUCGCAAAGGCAAUGAGAUGAAAUUGCGUGAAUUGCAAGAAAUGGCUGAACGAUAUAGGAUCGAAGCAGAAAGCUGGGAAAGCGCUUGUAUGGAAGAAAGGGCGUACAGGGAAGAUGUGGAUUUGCAGUUACGGGAAGCACAACGAGAACGUGAUGAAGCAAUCGCAAGAGAGCAAGAGCAAAGUACGAUCGCACAACGUGAAAUGCAAACAGCGCGAGAACUACAGCAAGUAUUGGAAGAGUUCCAAGCAGCACAGGAUAGUGAACUUCAACGGGCGAUCGGGGACCAUGAAGAGAAGAUAGAGCGCUUAACAACAUCCUUGAAGGAACACCAAGAGCGAACGACGACUGCAGAAGCCUUGGCAGAAGAGCACAAGAAAGGAGCAGAGCGCUGUCAAACUUUGGCAAAGGAGGUUAAAGAAAAGAAUCUACUGAUCGGAAAAUUACGACAUGAAGCGGUGAUACUGAAUGAACACUUGACAGAAUCUCUAAGAAGGCUACGAGCGAAUCAAUCAGAUGCAAUGGUGGAUGGAAAGUUGAUUGGAAACCUUUUGAUUCAAUUCCUCAAUACGCCUCGCUCCGAUUCAAAACGUUUUGAGAUGCUAAGCUUGAUCGCAAGCGUUCUAAAUUGGUCGCCUGAAGAAAGAGAGAAAGCUGGACUACAGCGGAAUAAUCAAGCACCAACACCAGAUCGCAAAGGUGGAAAAGGAGGCAGUGAAGGUCACAAACGGUCAGGUGCACAGACGAAUACGACGGGUGAAGAGAGUUUCUCGAAUCUGUUUGUCGAAUUCCUGCUGUCCGAAGCGGAGAAGGCCAAGAAGCCGUCACAGCCCAUAUCUUCAAAUGCAUCCGGACCUCCUUCGCCUACAACGCCUAAGCAAUCUGGUCGUCCAAGCUUCAAUCUUGGCAGUUUAGCAAGCUUGAACCGAAAUUCGGGCGACGACUCUCGUGUAUUCAGUCCCGGAUCAAAUGCAGCCACCGAUCCAAGUGGAUCGCCGCGGAAGCUGAGAAGUCCUUAAAGCCCAGCAAAUGUGAGAUCACCUUUUCAUCUGUACUUAUCGCACACAUUAAAUCAUUCCAAUCAAACUGCAAAGAAGUGUCA